AUGAUAGUCCUUGAAGUGGAUUUAGGCGAAGAUUUUGACCUGUUUGCAGCCAAAUUAUGCGAUACUAAACGUAAUGUAUCUGAUUCAAAACGCAAGCAUCCUUGCAAAUAUUGUUGCAAAAGUUUCACAACUGUGGGAUUUUUAAAAAAUCAUGAGAAAACAACAUGCAAUUGGAAUCCAAGAGCAACUUGUCGACAAAUGAAAAAUUCACGUCCAUUUUCAUGCGAUCAAUGUGGCGCUUCUUAUGCAAAACAUUCGCAUUUAAUAUUUCACGUUAGACACGAUUGUGGUGGAAAUCCAACAACUGGUCAUGAUAUGGAAUUUAUUGAUCCCAUGUCAAUUGAUGUUCUCUCAUUUUUCACUAAAGGCAACACUGGCUCGUUAAAAAGUGACAUUAAGAAAUCGGAAAAGAUUACUAUUUCAUCAGAAUUUCAACAGUACGUGAGGCAAGAAAUGGGAAAAAUGUCUGCACAAUUAGAUGAAGUUCUUGCACAUCAAAGACAUCUUUCCGCUCAAUUGGAAAAGUCUGGUGUAAUUCAGUCAGAAACGUUGGACACUUUUAUGCAAGAAAAUGCUCUUAACUUACCAUUUAGAAGUCUAAGUGAAUUCGAACAGUUUGAUAUGAUUUUGACUGUAAAUCCCAGCGUCAGAGAAAAAUUCAUGGCAUCAUUGGUUGAUUUAUUUGAUGGGAAUUUUAUAGCCUCCAAAAGCUUACUGAAUAUUAUUAAAAAAUACAUGUCAAGAGAUGUUGCAUUGUCAUUUACUGCAAUGAAACCAAUUAAGGAUAAACUCGUUUUAAAAGUGACGACUUUUUGCAAAUGUGUAAUAAAUGUUCUACUAAAAAAUCAUUUUGAUAAAAUAAGUGGUGGUAAAGUAACCGAAGCUAAAUUAUAUUCAGCAUUGGGAAUAAUUCUCACAAAUGCUAAAGAUUGGGAGGGUUAUCGUUCACGUAGAUCAAGGGCUGCAGCGCAAGGGACGCAAAUAAUAUCCAUACGAGAGGAUGAGGAUUAUUAAUCCCAUUUGCAUAUGAAACACUAAAAAAAAGGGAAUCAAGAAUGAAAAAUUUUGUAAAAUUUUUUUUUUUUUUUAAAUAAAACCUUAUAUAGAUAAGAAAUUAACUGUGCGAGUUUACGUUUUUUAUACAAUAUUUCGAAGUAAGAAAAUCGAUUUUUAAUAAUAAAAAAAAAAAAAUUCGGGAAUUUUUCAUUUAUUGUGUUUUGUAGAAUUUUUUAAAUUUAACAAAAACUAUUUAAUGUUUUCUCACUUUUCUUAAAUAUACAUAAAGAAAAUUUAUUUUACAUUAAGAAACUUUUACUUUUUUUUUAAAUUUAUUUUAUACGUUCAAAUAUUUUAUUCAGCCAAGUAUAAGCAGAAUAACUUCGCGUCAGCUGUUCACAAAAAAGAUGCAUGAGUUAGAAAAGAAGAGAGAUAUAUUUGUUUACUUUUCUCUCUCGUGCAACUCAAUAGGCCUAAGCAGAAUAGCUUUCGCGAACGUGAAACAUGAGUUAGAAAAGGACAGAGGUAUAUAUGUAUCCUUUUCUAUAUCAUGCAUCUCGUUCACGAAUCACGAACGACUUUCGCGAAGCUAUCGUGCGUUGGCCUUUUCGUGAACAGUUAUCAAGGACUAUUGUGCGUAGGCCCCAAAACAGCUGACUGAAGUUGCGCGCGCAACUUUCUACUGCUUGUUCCAUCUGUCGAGAACGCUUCAGUCAGCUUGUGCCAUUACAAUAAUGUUGUUUGACGUACAAAAUAAAUUGUUAAAAAAACAUCGGAGUUUCUUAAUUUAUCAAAAAAAAUUUUCUGUUUGAACAUUAAAAGUGAAUAGUUAAAGAUUACUUUCGUCUUUGUGUUAUCGAAUUUGGAUUUGCUGCUUAAAAGAUAAGUGAAAUUAUUGAAAUUUAAAAAGUUGCACAAAACACUAUACAUACAAUUUUUUUUGUUAUUUCAUUCUAAUUUAAAAAAAAAACUAUUUACAUAAGAUUUUCAUAUUUUGACAUUCCAAAAAGUAGCAAAUAUUUUGCCAUUAUAUUUGGAGGAAACAUUUCUUAUUAUAGAAAAUUAAAAUAAAAUUAUUUUAAUCACACAUAAAAUUUAACAUUUUAUGUAUGUGUUUUUUUUUAAAUUUAGUGAGAAUUUAUAAUUUUCAUAAAAAUAAAAACUUAUUUUUCCCUUUGAAAGAUUCUCCACAAUUUGAUUUUGUUAAUUUUUGUUAAACCUAUUUAACAACAAAUUUUGGUUCAAAGUAAUUAUUUGCAUUUUUGAAAUCAAUUUUUUUACUUCGAAAUAAUGUAUUUAAAAUAGACGCACAACGUAUAUUUAUAUAUAUAUAUAAAUUUAACAAUGUGUAUAGUUGCACAUUCGCAACCCAGAACGCCUAAAAUUUACACUGAGUGGGUUAUUGAAAAAAAAAAAAUGCUAUUUGAGUGUAUGACAUGUAUGCAACUGUUUUUGAAUAUUAUUUCCAUACUAUAAUAUUGUAUACUUACUAUAAUGACGGUUGGAUAAAAAAAUAAAAUACAUUUUCCUAAUGUAAAAAAUUAACAAUAAAGUAAUUCAUUUUUA
This is a messenger RNA of Leptopilina boulardi, 2562 nucleotides long. RefSeq lists its product as uncharacterized. The coding region runs from base 1 to 1014 and encodes 337 amino acids. The record is from RefSeq and is a predicted model, not a curated record. The transcript has 6 exons. NCBI's taxonomy places the organism in Eukaryota, Metazoa, Arthropoda, Insecta, Hymenoptera, Figitidae.